AUGUUAGCCGAGCGUCCUCUAUCGUUUUUCAACCCUCAAGAAUUCGAUAACAACACACACACGCUUCCACGCCGAGCAAGUAUCGGUCAGAAGAAAUUCAUUUCUCGCACCGAAGUUGGAAAAUUACUGGCCACUCUGCUCAAAUAUCACCGUCCUCAGUCAAAUGCAGCUGUAUUGGCAAUAAAGCCCUCCGCUACUCUUAUUGGUGCCGAAAUUGCCAAGUCAUUAGAACUACCGCUUGACCUCUUCCUUGUGCAUUCAUUCAAAGUCCACGACCUGACUGUUGGCGCCGUUGCCAACGGAUGGGACGGUGUCCUAUUGAAAGAGCAAAUAAUAAGUGGAUGCCAAGUCUCUGAGGAGACACUCAAGUACUGCAUCGAUAGUGCCCGCAACGAACUUGUUUUCAAGGCAGAACUAUAUUCUCCUCUCAAUUUACCAUUACCAGCUGGUGAGGAUGGAACCGUGAUACUUGUCACCGAUGGCAUUCAAACUGGUCAAAAUGCUCGCUGCACAAUCGCAAUACUCCGGAAGAUGGGUUACCGUGGUAAAAUCGUGCUUGUUGCUGGGGUUAUUGGAUCGGAUGCACAAAGAACGUUUAUGAAAGAGUGUGAUGACGUCAUAGCGCUUGUUUCUCCUCGUAUCGUGGGCGGUGUAGACAAUUGGUAUAAUGACAGUGAAGUAAAAGAUGAUGCUGAAGAGAUAAGAAGAACACUUCAACAAUAA
Molecule: messenger RNA, 723 nt
Organism: Paraglomus brasilianum
Lineage: Eukaryota; Fungi; Glomeromycota; Glomeromycetes; Paraglomerales; Paraglomeraceae
Source: the annotation of a GenBank genome assembly